Molecule: messenger RNA, 4648 nt
Organism: Scophthalmus maximus (turbot)
Lineage: Eukaryota; Metazoa; Chordata; Actinopteri; Pleuronectiformes; Scophthalmidae
Product: golgin subfamily A member 6-like protein 22
Exons: 23
Coding region: 215-3541 (1108 amino acids)
Biological process (GO): spermatogenesis
Source: RefSeq, a predicted model, not a curated record
CAGACGCUUGGGACAAACGCACUCACAAUCCUCCGUUGUAGAAACGGCGCAUGGCGACUAAACAUUUGGCCACGGUAAUUCACUUGAAGUAAUAUAGAUAAUGUCUUACAUGCACUCAACAUGCCAGGCAUCGACUUUUUACAGGCUUGCACCGCAGUGUUCCAACAAUCUACAGGGCAGCGCAGAGAUGUGAGCUGGACGCAGUGCCGUGAUUAUGAGCGUUAGCUUAAGUUUGUUAGCGCUUUCAGAACAGUGGCUUGUUUCAUAUAGAGCACAUGCACUUUAUCAAGCUAUGCUGAACAUUUGUGUACCAAGUAUGAGCCGUGAGACAACAACACCAGAGUCGGGGAUAAACGGGACGCUGCCGGGACGGGCCGAUACUCUGAACAUGCCCUCUCCGUCCGGUGACGUAGCUUCCCAGAGUCGUGGAACAGAGACAGGCAUGGUGAAACGGCUCCUGGACGAGUUCAGGGGACUCCACGAGCAGAGGCUGAGGUGGCUGGAGGCGGACACCACCGCGAGCCGAGAGGAGCUGCUGCAGAAGAAAGAGGAUUUCCUGCAGUCUUACGUGAAUGACCUCACAGACCAGAACCAGUUGCUGGUCGAGACCAUUGAGGAACUGCAGAUGGAAGCUGACCACAACAUUUCCAAUUUGGGAAUGAAGCCGCACCCCUCUGAUCAUAUAUUGGAUGCCGAGGCCAAGGUGGCGUCCUCGAGGAGCGCGCUCAUCGCCCUGUUUGAGAGACGGAGGGAGGAGAGGGAGGCGCGGGUCGACCAGCUAACGGAAGAGCUGAACGGCGUGAAACAGAGGGUGAAAGAAAGAGACGAGCACAUGAGGCACCUGAACCAGGAAGUGGUUGGUCUACGAGCCACACAGGACUCUCUGACGACAACGCUGGCCAUGAAGGAGAAAAGCGCCCAACAGCUCGUCCAAGACAACACACUGCUCGAAGAAGCCCUGACCUCACUGCAGCGCAAAUUACAAACCAGUGAGUGCAUGUUGACGGAUGUCAGCGAGACCCGGGAUCAGACCAAAAGCAGCCUGAACGCGGAGAGACAGCAGAAACAGCAGAUCCAGGACCAGUUGCAUCAAAGCCGCAGAGAGGUAGAGCGUCUCCAGCAGGAAGUGACUCGUGUUCAUUGUGCCGCUGAAAAAAAGAUGCAGAAGAGGGAGAUGAAGAAAUGUUUGCUGGUGAAGGAGCUCGCGCAGAGUAAGAAGCAGCAAUCUGAUUGUCAGACAGAGCUGCUCCACAGAGAGAAGGAUCUGGAGAAACAGCACCAGGAGAGGGAUGAGCUGAGAGCCAAGAUGGAGGAGCAGAGCCGAGAGUGUGUCCACCUUAACCAGACCAAAGAGAGGCUGGAGGCUGACUUGGCUGAGAGCCACGAGAAGCUCCGCAUCGCACACCUCGAGGUUCGAAGCAGAGAUCAUUUAAUUCUGCAGUUAAGAGAUGAAAUGAAGACAGCUGAACAAAAGCACCAAGGGACACAAGGACAGGUGGCAGCGCUGGAGUGUGAGCUGAGACACUUGAACCACAAAGUCAGAGGACACCAGGAAGAGGCCUGUCAGUUAAGCAAAAGGGUCAGAGAUGCAGAGCGCCUUAAAGACCAGAAGGAGAGAGAACAACAGCAGCUACACGAUCAGCUCCGUACUAGUCAGCAACAGGCUGAGACAACUGCCGGGAAGCUAAAGAAGCAGGAGGACGAGACGGGACUUCUUCAUCAGCGGCUGAGAGGAGCCGAGGAGGAUCUUAAAGAUGCCAGUUUGCAAGUCCAGGAGCAGAAAGAAACGGUGGCAAUUCUGAAGCAGAAGUACGCCGCAGCAAUAGAUAAGGUUCAUAGUGUGCAGGGGCGGGUGGAAGUUUUAGAAGAAGAACUGCGGUAUUCACAGCAACAGCUGAGAGAGUCUCAAGCAGAAACUCACUCGGCGACGCAAGAGCAAGCCGAGCUGGAGCGGCGGUACCUGGAAAAGGUCGGCCAGUGGGAGAGCUCACAGGAGGCUCUUGACCAGCUGACAGACGAGCUCCAGGCCAAUCAGAAACUGCUAAGGGAGAGUCGGCAACAACUGGAACACUCCAAAAGCCUGAUGGGAUCCCUGCAGGAGCAAGGGGAUAUACUCAAUCAACAGAAACUGACGUUGGAAUGUGACCUUCGGCUAUAUCAACAGAGUCAUUCCCGUUCUGACGAGGAGUAUCUCCGCCUGCAACGACACAGACAGCAGCUACAGAGGCGCUGCAUUGAGCAGGUGAAGCGCAUUGCGGAGUGUGAAAAGGCUAUUCUUCAGAUGAAGUCAGAGCUGGAGAGACAAACCCAGGAGAAAGCAGAUCUGAAGCAAAUUCUCGCUCGAUCUCACAGUAUGCACCUGAGCAGUCGCGGCCAGCUGGAACAGGAAGUGACACGUCUGAAAAGCCAAGUCUCACACUUGGAGCUGGAGUUGGCGGACACCCAAAAGGUUCACGCGGCACUCCUCAGGCGGUCAGAGGAGGAGCUGGAGGAGGCCCGGCGGGAGGCUGCGAGAGGGUGCCGGCAGGCAGACGUCCAGAGAGGAGAGCUGCUGAGGCUUCAGGACGAGUUACGGGAGGAGGAGGAGAAAGUGAUGAGUGCCGCCCGAGAGAUGCGGAGCCUGAGCACUUACACUGGGCAGCUGAGCCAAGAGCUGGAGGAGCUACGCGGCAAACGCCAGGCGACAGAGGAGGAUUUGGCAGCCCGUGCAGAGGAAGUGAGGCGGAUGGAGGGGUGUCUGAAUGAGGCGAAGCUAGCAGAGGAGAAAAUAAGAUCAGUGGCUCUGGAGCUGGAGACAGAGGUGGUGGAGCUCAGGAAGAAGCUCCAACAGGCUGUUGAUCAGAAACUCAAGGCAGAGAGAGGGAAACAGGACGCACAGAAGCAGGUGGACACACUCCGGUCAGAGCUGGAGGGAGCGCAGUCUGACAACGUAAACCUGCGCCAGGAGAGCCAGCUGGUCAUGACACAUGUCAACCGUUGGAUUACUGAACAAAAGGCUUCCAGCGGGGCCCUCACUGCCCAGAUGGAGGCCCAACACAAGGUUCUGCUCAUCGUCACCAAAGAGAACGAACAUCUUCAGGAGGCUAAUGACACAUUGAAGGUGGAGGCGAAAAGACUGAGAGAAGUGGUGGAUGAGAAGGAGAGAGAAAGGGAACACUUCAAGGCCCAGAUUCGAGCGCGGGGCAUCCGGCAAGAUGAGAAAACCAUGGAAAAUCAGACCUGUGUGGUUCAGAAUCUCAGCAAAAUCGAGCAAAUGCAGACCAGACUGCGGAGCAACCUGGAGGCCAUCGGAAUGCUAAAUCAACAAUUAAACGCUCUCAGCGGGGAGAAUAAGCGGUUGCGCUGGCAGCUGGAGGAGGAGAGAUCCAGGCGUAGACAAGUGGAGCAAUUGCUCCCGCCUCCUCCCGCCCCCCAGCGGUGCUCCUCCAUCCACCUCCCCGCUUCCCUCGGCGCCCGCCCUCCUCCACCCCUCCGCCUCCCUUCCUACAUCCCUCCGCCUCCCCAAUCCCCUGGGCCUGGACCCAGCGACAGGGCACACUGACCGGGUUCAAACCCAAAGCAAGAUGAGUGGAGCUGGGCUGGAGCGACCGGGUGAGUCCCAGGCUUUGUCUGAAGCGUUCGGGAUGAGGCCAGCCGCACAGAGCUCCGUCUCCGCCUCGCUGGGCGACGCUCGGUCUGGGAGGACAAGGGGGGAUCUGACCAAAUGAAGCCCCCUGAAGACUUUGACCUGUCACGACUCUUUGCCCUCCGCCUCCUCGCGUGGGGAGUGCAUUCAGUGUGAGGUUAAUGUCCUGCAGGUCAAAGUCAAGUCCCCAGGUGCUUUUUGCCUGAGGGGGGGCUCCAGCACCAGCAGAUGAUGGAAUUUACUCAGAUCUUCAAAAGUGACGUAAAAAAUACCUCCACUACCAUGACUUGAAGUGAUUUAUUCUGAGAAAAACUCAUUUUAGAUUUAAAAUCUAACACUUUUUAUUGUAAAACAAAACAAAAAACUGUCGAUUGCAAUUUCCAAAUGUUAGCGUGCUGCGAGCAAUGGUAGCUCUCAUCUUGUUUUGCGACAAAACUGAAGCACUUAACCCCCCUUCUUUUUACUUUUUUUUGGAGGUUGUCUGCACUUAGCAGUUCUUAUGAACUACCAUGAAUCAAACUGAUAAAAAAGCACAGAUUCUCAGUGCCUCUGACUGCGUCUCACACUGGAGAUGAUUCCAGACUGAAUUGGAUGAAUGAGGGACGGCACAUCACGUCAGCGUCCACAGACACAGACAUACCUCGGAUGUCGACGUGAGCGGCUGUAACGCUGUCUGUCUGACUGCACUGCAGCUGCGCGCCAUGUGUCCUACAUCCACUGUGGUCAAUGUGGCCCUGUGUCUUUGUGUGCCAGUACGUACGUGUGUGUGUGUGUGUGUGUGUGUGUGCGUGUGUGUGUGUGCGUGUGUGUGUGUGUGUGCGUGCGAGCGUCUGUCUCGCUGUAAGUGGUGCCUGUGGGUGAGUGUGAUUGAGCAGAUUGGAUUUUUAGUAUUGUACAAGUUUUAUAUAUUGUUGUAUGGUUUAGAACUAUUUGUCUUUUUUUUUUUUUUUUUUUUUACUGUUGCUGUGUUUGAGCCACUGUGUUGUAUUGACAGAAAAAUAAACAGAUACGUCUGUAAGUGGU